UAUGCCAAUGACUUACUGGUACUCUUUGUCUCUCACUUUGGUCAACUGUAUGGUCCACAAUUCUUGUCCUACAAUGCACACUGCCUUGUGCAUCUUGCAGAUGAUGCGAAAAAGCAUGGUGUCCUUGACAACUUCAGUGCUUUCAAGUAUGAGAAUCACCUAAACAAACUCAAAAGACUUCUGAGGAAACCAACAUGCCCACUCAGUCAAAUAAUAAAAAGACUCUCAGAAAUGCAAAGAUGCUGCAAAAAAACUCACAAAACCAGGCCACAUCUGCUCAAAAAACCACAUGCGACUGGUCCUCUUCCUGCAUCCUUCCAUGAGGCGACACAAUACAAAGAGUUGAGAACAAGCCCACACACUCUGAAAUUGGAUAAGGCAAACAGUCACGUUUGCAUUGGCGGCAAAGUUGCUAAGCUGCAAAACAUCAUUUCAUGAAGGGAUGAAAUUUAUGUUGCUUACAAUACCUUCAACCACCAGGAAUCCUUUUUUGACUAUCCACUGCCAUCCUCUACACUUGGCAUUCAUUUAGUGGAUGACCUCUCAACAACAGUUGAUUUCUGCAAGUUUGAGGAAAUAGAGAGCAAAAUUUUUCUUGUCCCCUAUCACAAUCAAUUCGUUUCAAUUCCUCUUUUACAUACAAAGUAAUUCUUUAUCAGCACUUUUUGUUUCAUAGUUCAUGCAUUUCAAAUGCAUUGUUCAAAAUUAAGUUUCAUUUAAGAGUUAAUAAAAAAUACGGGUUUCAGGCUUGCAAAAAAAAAAGAAAUGUACCUAAUCGUGGAGUUUGAGGGAGAAGGGACGACUGGACCAGCUGCCAAGUCCUGGUAUGCAGAUGGCUACUCGUGGUGGCCACCAUAUAAAGAUCUUGACAGGUUGCUGAAGAGUGUUAGGACAAUGGAGGCACCACAGCCAGAAAAAGGGUGGACCCGACAUAGAGCAAGAAUCCUGCACGAGUCUGCAUCUUUUCAGAAUGUAGCCAACAAUUGGAAGAAGGCCAGCUAUACUUCUGACAUAAACUCAGAACCUGAAAUUGCUGGAAAAAGGAUUCCCAAAAAGAAAACAAGUACAGAUCAUAUAUACUCGUCAGAGGACGAGGCAGCAGAACAAGCACCCAUUAAAAAAAGAAAAGCUGCAAACAAAGCAAGUGUUCCACCUGCACCAAAACCUCCAGCCAUUCCAAAACUUAAAAAAAAAGGUCCUAAUGUGCAACCUCAGGUUUCACAGAGCAGAGCAGUAAACGCUCUCAGCAACGCAUGUGUCAAUCAGCAACAAUGGGACACGGAAGACCAACAACAGACCUGGUGUGAGAGUCUCCCCAGCUUCCAAGCUCCACUGCGCAUGUCUCAGCCAGACCAUGACGGAGACGGCUGGUGUGCUGCUCACCCUAACACACAAGAGCACACGUUUGCUGUCCUGAGACCCUCAGGGGACCACCAAGGAAGAGGCCAGACUCCAGUGGGCGUCUCUCAGGCAGAGCAUCAUGGAGACGGCUGGAGUGCUCACCCACCUGACACACAAGAGCACACCUUUUCUGUCCUGAGACCCUCAGGGGCCCACCAAGGAAGAACACUGACUCCAGUGGGCGUCUCUCAGGCAGAGCAUCAUGGAGACGGCUGGAGUGCUCAUCCACCUGACACACAAGCUGUAGAAAGGGCAAUUCUGGAAACACUAGAGAAAAUGGACAUGAGGAUCAACCAUCUGACUUCACUGGUCCAGUCUCUAGUGGGGAACAGGCGUAUUGUACCCCAAAUGCAGAUGGCUGAAGAGGAAGAGGGUGGUGUCUUUCCUCUAGCAUCUACUGCAGACCUAGAUAGGCUGGAACAAAGACUGGCAGACAGAGGGUUUAUGCAGAGAAUGGUGAACAGAUUAUCCAUCAGUGGCGGGCCGAGCAUGAAGAAAACAGUAUGGAGGAUUUGCUCCAAGGUGUUCUCCACUGACGUCGCCCGGCAGUUGAACUGGUGCGGGAGGGGAGACAAGAGAGGGAUCCGAAAAACACACAUCGGAGCACUCCUAAUAGCUUCAGCUAUGAGGAACCCCGUCCUUCUGUCUCCAACCGAAGCAGACGCGGAAAAAUUUAUAAAAGAUUUCCUACGCUUGGCCCCAGGGAGGAUUUAACUUUUUUAUUUUUUUGAAUGCCUGUAUAUGUUACAAAUAGUGUAUUGUUGUUUGCAUAAACUUGUUUUGUAUAAAUUA
This is a messenger RNA of Carassius carassius (crucian carp), 2193 nucleotides long. RefSeq lists its product as uncharacterized. The record is from RefSeq and is a predicted model, not a curated record. The transcript is spliced from 13 exons. Bases 766 to 2115 code for a protein of 449 amino acids. Lineage: Eukaryota; Metazoa; Chordata; Actinopteri; Cypriniformes; Cyprinidae.